Molecule: messenger RNA, 891 nt
Organism: Temnothorax curvispinosus
Lineage: Eukaryota; Metazoa; Arthropoda; Insecta; Hymenoptera; Formicidae
Exons: 3
Coding region: 1-891 (296 amino acids)
Source: RefSeq, a predicted model, not a curated record
AUGGCCGACAUUCUGAGUAUCGGCGGUGAGCCGAUCUUCGACGAGCGCAUCGUCGGAAUCGAGACUCACAUGUAUAACCCGUACGUCAACACGACGUUCGGGCACAACGACGAGAUACGAAUAACCAUACAGCAGCAGGAUCUGUAUACACUGCCGUGCGACAGUUUCCUCACGAUAAAGAACGUGUCGCUGACCGCCGAACGAGCCAGGAGAGCCCAUCCCGUCAAUUCAACUUUUACGCCUUUGAAUAUUUUCUUGGGUUUCUGCGAGGACUACAAACGCGUGGUGAUAAACACGCGAUACAAACUUAUCCUGAUACGCUCUCGUAGCGACCACAACUGCGUCGUAGAUCCGAAGAAAAUCGUACCGAGAGAUCCGGCCAAGGAUCCUAAAAUUACACUACUAAAAGUACAAUGGCGUAUGCCGCACGUGGCGUUAAACGACGUGACUAAACUGUUGCUAUUGCGAACGUUGGAGAGCGGACGAUUUCUGAGCGCGGGCUUUCGCUCUUGGGACCUACCGGACGGCGAAACGAAUUUACGGUUCGAUCAUUGCGCGCUCGCCAACGUGAAAUUGUAUCUCAACUCGGAAUUCUAUCCCUACGACGACGUGAACGCGGAUUUCGAGAGCGACAAGUUUGCCGUGCUGUACGAGAUGUACGCGAAAUUUCGAGGAGCGUACUACGGGGACAGUCGCGACGACGCGCUCUUCUCCCCGCGCGAAUUCGCGCGUGUAGCUCCGCUCGUGGUGAUUGAUUGUUCCCGCCAAAACGAAGCGGUGAAGAGCGCCACCGUGGACGUGCGCAUCGAAUUCAAAUGCAAGGAAAACGUUCCGCCGAAGACCACCGCCUUUUGUCUCAUCGUUCACGAUCGCGUCAUUGAGGUCCACUGA